UAUUGCUUUAAAUUAAUAUAUAAAAUAUUCCCUGUGCAAUCGAGUCUGACGACCCCUUUGCCCCCAAGACCCAUAAUUGAUUUUUUGUUAGACGGUCAGUAAACUUAGUUACCCUUGAAUAUGGAGAGAGUACUAUAAUUAAAAUCACAUGUAUCGUUACACACGUCACAAUAUAAUAAACAAUCAGUUGUUUACAUCUAGCUACUACAGUCCACCGUCAAAAAGAUGACUGAUGACAUCACACACACCAAACACACAAGCUCUAUCCCGCUUAAUAAGCCAACCUUAUCUUCUCUGCGCUUCCCUCUGAAACGCUCACUUCCUUGCAGCCUCAUCCUCACGAAUCCUUUAGUCUGAUGGUCAACAGAGGAACAAUUCAGUCAGUGCACUAAGCCAUUAAAGACGAUUUGAGUCACUUCUGCUGUAUGAGCCUACAAUAAAAUGCCAUCCUGACUUGCGCGACAGUGGUUUGGACCAGAGCUCCUAUAGGGAUGAACGUGUCCCUCGGGUCCUCCUACAAAGAGGAGAUGUUCUUGGGCAACUCUACAGUGCCAUACACCUCCAACUCCAGCCUGCCAAACACGACCAUCAAACCUGUAGCAUGUGAGCAAGUUCACAUUGCUCUGGAGGUCUUUUUGACCCUGGGGAUCAUCUCCUUAUUAGAGAACAUCCUGGUUAUUACAACUAUAAUAAAGAAUAAGAAUCUUCAUUCGCCCAUGUACUUCUUUGUCUGCAGUUUGGCUGUAGCUGACAUGUUAGUGAGCGUGUCCAAUGCCUGGGAAGCAGUCGUCAUCUACCUGCUCAACAAUCGACAGCUGGUGGUGGAGGAGCACUUCAUCCGACAUAUGGACAACGUUUUUGAUUCCAUGAUCUGUCUCUCUGUGGUGGCAUCAAUGUGCAGUCUCGUGGCUAUUGCUGUGGACAGGUAUAUUACCAUCUUCUAUGCACUGAGAUACCACAACAUCAUGACAGUGAAGCGAGCUGGUUGCAUCAUUGGGGGAAUUUGGACCUUCUGCACAGGCUGCGGGAUUCUCUUUAUCAUCUACUCCGAUACCACCUCUGUCAUUAUUUGCCUUGUGGCCAUGUUCUUCAGCAUGCUGCUCAUCAUGGCAUCCCUUUACAGCCACAUGUUCAUGCUGGCGCGUUCACAUGUCAAGCGCAUCGCUGCGCUGGCUGGUUGCAACACCUUCCAUCAGCAGACCAGCAUGAAAGGCGCCAUCACACUAACCAUUCUCCUGGGGGUCUUCUUCGUCUGCUGGGCUCCUUUCUUCCUCCAUUUGAUUCUUAUGAUAUCCUGUCCACGGAACCGCUCCUGCGUGUGCUUUAUGUCUCACUUUAACAUGUACCUAAUCCUCAUCAUGUGUAAUUCUGUUAUUGACCCGUUGAUCUAUGCCUUCAGGAGUCAGGAAAUGAGGAAAACCUUUAAAGAGAUAUUCUGCUGUUUUAACCUAAGGAAUUGCUACACCAGCAACUGUGCUCUGACUGGUAAGUGCUGAACAGUAAGCAGUGGAAUGAAAUUCUUCACAGGAAUAUCAAUACAUUUAUGACACUAGAUCCACAUGCCUUCAUAGGAAAAUCAAACUGUUUUCUUAGAUGAACUAAAAUAGUAUAAUCCAGUCCACUGGAUGACAAUAAUAAUGACAAAUCAAAAUCUGUCUGAUUAUUUAACUGGAUAAUGGUUAGAUUGGAUUACCUAAUCUCUUUUUGGUGGGAUUGAAAUAGGGCAAAAUUACUGCCCAAAAAAAUUCCAUGUAAUGACCACUUGUGUUAUUUAAAAAAAAAAAUCCAACUGUUGAGAUUCAACAUAUUGAGCCAUGGUUUGUGAACCCAAAUAAUAUCAUGUUAACAUAAAAAUACAUAUCUAUGUACAGUAUUUAGAUUUAUUAAAUGAAUCAAUUGCUGGCAAUACAGUAGAAACCACCAUGAUCCACAAAUGUACAAAGGUUGGUAUUAAUUCUUUUCAAUGUUUACAGUGAUUUGGAUAAAUACCGAUACUAAAUACUGUCACAAGAACCACAGGACAUCUGGGGUCAGAUGUACUGUGCUGUAUAAGAGAUGGGUUGGUCACCCUCCUUUUGGAAACUGAGAGCUACUUAUUGGGUACUGAUUAAAGGCUCUCUGUUGUCGAGAUGGUUAAUUUUACACUAAUACUCUAUGGGCUCCAACUGAAAUCUUGAUUUCCGUGCAGAUUCAAUCUUGUUUAUCGGAAAUUUGGCAGACCGCCCUGCAUUGCAAUGCUGUGCCGUCUCACGUAUUGAUACCAUUUUCUUUUACACGCUCCUCGCACACCUGACAAUUUGAUGAUUUUGAUCAAUUUGAUUAACUGCAGGCAGACAAAUUUGGAGUUCCAUGGCGAUACGUGGAGCUUCAGAUGUAUUUUUGGCUCAGAACAAUGAAAUUGACAUUCAUUUUGGACACUAUCACUAAAUUUCAGAGUAAUCUGUGAAUAACUAGUUUCCUCUGGAACGUUUUUCAUCUGUAACAUAUAUAACCAACAAGAAUGUAGAAAUAAGAGCUAUUAGAAGAAUUUUGACAAGCUGUGCAUUUG
Messenger RNA from Syngnathus acus (greater pipefish), 2548 nucleotides. RefSeq names its product melanocortin 5a receptor (gene mc5ra). Gene Ontology annotation, molecular function: melanocortin receptor activity. Bases 492 to 1496 code for a protein of 334 amino acids. Gene Ontology annotation, cellular component: membrane. The record is from RefSeq and is a predicted model, not a curated record. Gene Ontology annotation, biological process: G protein-coupled receptor signaling pathway. The transcript has 5 exons. Lineage: Eukaryota; Metazoa; Chordata; Actinopteri; Syngnathiformes; Syngnathidae.